AUGGCCAGGCAAAGGCCCUCCGCCAAACGCCAGGACCCUCUCGAGGAUUAUCCCGUUGCCCCCGCAGGCACUUCCACGGCCUCUUCUUCCCUGAGAAUCACUCGCUCCGCUGCGAGACUCGCCACAGACGCUCCUCCUGAGUCUGGUACACCACUACAACCAUCCGCCCCAACGACGACUCGCAAACGCAAGGCAUCUUCCCGUCACGAUCGACAGGCGGACGCUCCAGCACCACCCUCGCCACCGAAGAAAACGAAGCGACCGCGGACUACAGCACCACAGACAGCCCCAUCAACUGGACCUGCUGCUGCAACCCCCCGUCGAGGCGCCCGCAGCCGUAACGCCAUGUCACAACCAGGACCUUCGUCUCGACCGUCGGAGGAACAAUCCAAAUCUGCAACAUCUCCACAACCCUCAAGGCGAAAGUCCAACCGACACGAUCGACAACCGCCGGCACAGUCUCCCCCACCUCGACGCUCGAAGAAGCGGGCCGCUAAACCGACUCCCGAUGUUAUCAUGCGAGAUGCGGAGGAAGAGGAUGAGCAGGAGGACGAUCACCUAGAACACCAAGGCUCCCAAACGGGGGAGAGCAAUGAUGAAACUAACCCCUCGGCGUUCGACGAUGAGGAAAUGGAUCCAUUCCACAGCAGCCUGUUCGGUGGCCGAACUCCUAUGGGGCUCCAAAAUACUCUCCGUGCACUUACCGGCAUGAUGACUGGCAUGUCAUCUCGCCUUCGAGACAUUCUCUGCAACCUGAAGGCGAAGGAUGACCCAUCACUCCAGUUAAUAGCUCUUCAGGAGCUGUCGGACCUCCUGCUGGUUUCCAAUGAGGAUAACCUAUCUGGUCAAUUUUCACCUGACCCGUACGUGAAGGAGCUGGUGACUUUAAUGAAGCCGGACCAGUUCGGCGAAGAAAAUCCGGAAAUCAUGCUCCUCGCAUGUCGCUGUCUCGCCAACCUCAUGGAGGCCUUGCGGAGCUCCGUUGCGAAUGUUGUGUAUGGUGGCGCUGUGCCCAUCCUUUGCCAAAAGCUCCUUGAUAUACAGUUCAUCGAUCUAGCUGAGCAGGCUUUGAGUACUUUAGCCAAGAUUUCCAUCGAUUUCCCUGCCUCAAUCGUGCGGGAAGGUGGACUGACCGCUUGUCUCACUUAUCUGGACUUCUUCCCGACCAGUACCCAACGGACAGCAGUCACCACCGCUGCAAACUGCUGCCGUAACCUCGGACAUGACUCGUUCCCUGUGGUUCGGGAUGUAAUGCCCACUCUCCUCAAUGUCCUGUCUAGCAAUGACCCAAAGGUCGUGGAGCAGGGAUGCUUGUGCGUAUCACGGAUUGUUGAGAGCUUUAAGCACCGCCCCGAACAUCUUGAAGAGCUCAUCGAGCCUGCAAUGCUCAAGGCCAUUCUUCGGCUCCUCCUUCCCGGAACCACGAAUCUGAUUGGACCUCACAUUCACACGCAGUUUUUGAGGGUAUUGGCAAUUGUAUCGAGAACAAGCCCUCGGCUGUCAAACGAGUUAUUCAAGAUGGAUGUAGUAGACACGCUCUACCAAAUUCUGACCGGCGUGUCACCACCGCAGGAUGUGGAGAACACAGCUGUCAAAAUGGACAGUGUGCUAGUUAUGCAAGCCUUGAUUCACCGGCCCCGUGAGCAAGUAUUUGAAACACUUAACGUCAUUUGCGAGCUAUUGCCGGGUGUCCCUACUCGCGAUGCCUCAAAGACGGACAACUUGUUGAGCUCAUACUUCGAUGCUCACAUGUCUAUUGGCCUAAGGUCACAUAAAACGAAGGAGACGGUGGAGGAAAGGCGGGCCUUGCUCGAGGGCUGCAAGACCGAGCUUAAGCGUUUUGCGAUGAUCUUGUUCCCAACUUUGACCGACGCUUACUCGAGCACAGUCAACCUGCAUGUCCGCCAAAAGGUAUUGAUUGCGCAGCUCAAAAUGCUGCACAUUUUGGAGCCAUCUCUGAUUGAAGACGCCCUGCGCACGGUUCCGUAUCCCUCCUUCCUGGCUGCUAUUCUCUCCCAAAAAGACCACCCCUCUCUCGUAUCUCUGGCGCUCCGCUGCUCGGAGCUGCUGUUCCAACGACUCGAGCACGUUUAUCAGCAUCAAUUCCACCGUGAAGGCGUAAUCCUCGAGAUCAUCAAACUGUCAGAAGGCUCUCUGUCGGGGGAUAAGGAGAUCACCGAUUUACCCGAUCCCGCCACAACCACACCGCCACUGCGCGGCGAGAUUCUACGAACUGGACCUGACGAGGAUGAAGACGAGGAUGAGGAUGAGGAUGUUGAGCACGACGACUAUGAUGACGAGGAUGAUGAGAAUGACGAUAUCUCUGAUUCUGAGGAUGACUCCAUGUCCGGCCCACGCGGUCAGCAGAAAAUGGAGAAUUCGCUCAAUGACCUAGUCAUCCGCGAUGCUCAGGCCUUCCUCGAGGUCUAUGAAGCAAGCCAUGGUGAAAGAGUGCGAACAGAGGCUCUGAAGAUCUUGCUUGCUCUGAAGUCUCUAGCCUCAAAAAUCAAGUCAUGCUAUUCGCGUGGCGGGGAGGACGGUCUUUCGCUUUUCAAACAGCUUGCCUCCUACUUCAUUGGUGAGGGUUUGAAGAGUAUUACCAGUUCUGAAUUGCUCAACUCCGGGAUCAUUGAGGUUCUUCUAUCUGUCCUCGGUAAUUACCAGGCUCCUUCGAUUCGCGAGGCCAGGGCCGCCUUUUUACAAGCCUUUAUGGGUGUCUCAAUUUCGGACAAGGCUCAAAGCCAGAGCACCGCCACCACGCCUUUCAGCGUUCUCAUUCGAAAGUUGCAAGACUUGCUGAGUAGGACAGAACACUUUGAGGUCCUCACCAUCAACCACAACUCGUUGGAGAAUACUCGCAGUAACGCCGCCUACAUGCUGAACAAACAGCUCCGACUCAAGUUGGCUGCUGACGAUGCGUCCGAAAUUCCUCGCCCAUACCGCAGUAUCAUGGUGUCCAUUCAUGCUAUUGCUACAUUCAAGGCCUUGGAUGACUUCCUUCAUCCACGGAUCACCAUGGCAGAAAAGCCUCGCCCUUCGCGGACUAGGGACUUGAUUUUUGGACAAAUUGCUAACGCGGCCCGACUUCAUGACCAGCUUGCUUCGGGCUCUGGGAUAGACCUCCCAAGUCACACGGGCGGCCCACAUGGCACCGGCGGUGAUUCAGGGGAUGGCAUCUCCAAUACUGCAACCGGUCACUCGCGGAGACAUGCAUCCAAUCGUAUUGAAGAGGAGGAAGAUGAUCAUGAUGACGACCCCCUCGAGUGUGCCGACGAAAGGCAAUUGACCGACGAGGGAGAAGAGGGCAUGGAAGAAGAUGAUGAUGAAGAGCUCGACGCGAUCGUUGAUGAUCUUGACGAGGACCUAGAGACUGACAACGUGGCCGACCCCUCGGCAGUUAACCUAGAGGUGGCAUCCUCAGGGAAAGUCACCGCUCGCAAAGAGGAUGGUACUCGAGUUGGAACUCCAUCCCAGACGGCUGCAGCCAAAGCUUCCUCGUCAACUGCUCCCGUGCCCUCUAGUAGCCUACGCAACUCCUCACUCGCUACUGCCGGGCGCCCGUUCUCGUCUUAUGCUGCUGCGACGGCGUCGGUCCCCCAGGACUGGCAUCUUGAGUUCUUCGUAGAUGGCAAACCAGUUACCUACGAGACGACUAUCUACCGUGGUGUGCAUCACGACCGUGAAGACUUGGACGAGAGCAGUGCCAAGAACGUAUGGUCGGCCGUUCACACCGUCACAUACAAGCGUGUCCCCGGGCCUCCGCCGCCAGAGCCUUCCAUUCUCACUCCGGCGACUCAAGGAGAUCUUGCUGAUGAGGAUGGCCUCGAGAUCCCAGCAUCGCUCGACAAAGAUCACAGGACUUCUUCCAUAAUCCGUCUUCUUCGUGUUUUGCACGAGAUGAACGCGACAAUCGAUGACAUUCUGACUGACAACAAAGAUUCUGCUACCAUUACGGCUGAACCCUUGGCCCAGUUCAUCAAUACUAAACUCACAGCUAAGCUCAACCGACAACUUGAGGAGCCAUUGAUUGUGGCAAGCGAUUGCCUUCCAAGUUGGAGCGAAGACCUUGCCAGGCUCUUCUCUUUCCUCUUCCCAUUCGAAACAAGGCAUUUGUUCUUGCAGUCCACUGCAUUUGGCUACUCCAGGGCGAUGAUGAGGUGGCAGAACUCUCAAAGUGGCGAGGACAGCCGACGGGACCUACGACGCGACGAUCGCCCAUUCCUUGGCCGUCUGCAGCGCCAAAAAGUGCGAAUUUCUCGUUCUCGCAUCCUCGACUCGGCGGUAAAAGUCAUGGAGCUCUAUGGAUCUUCCCCCAGCAUUCUGGAGGUCGAGUACUUCGAAGAAGUCGGUACUGGACUGGGACCUACUCUUGAAUUCUAUUCUACCGUUUCUCGGGAAUUCUCCAAGAAGAAGCUCAGGAUCUGGAGAGAUAACGAUGGCACUGCUGCUGCUGAGUACGCCUUCGGCAAGCGCGGCUUGUUCCCAGCGCCGAUGAGUGACGAACAGGCCGCUCACGACUAUGGAAAGAAGCAGCUCAACCUCUUCAGAGUCCUCGGGAAGUUCGUCGCUCGCUCGAUGCUUGACUCUAGGAUUAUCGACGUUUCGUUCAAUCCGGCCUUCUUCCGUAUCGCGGACACUCUAUCUUCGGUCGCCCCAUCUUUAGGCACGGUUAAGCUUGUGGAUGAGGAUCUUGCGAAAUCCCUGAUGAUGCUGAAACAGUUUGUCAAUGCUAAGAACGCGAUCAAAGAGAACAAGUUCCUUUCCGCAGCGCAGAAAGCCCAGGAGAUCCGAGACCUUACGGUUCAGGGCGCCAGAGUUGACGACCUGGGCUUAGACUUCACUCUCCCUGGCUAUCCUGCUAUUGAGUUGACUCCUGGCGGCAGCGAUGUGCCAUUGACGAUCGAGAAUGUUGACCUCUACAUCGAACGCGUGAUCGAUAUGACGUUGGGUACUGGUGUCCGGCGUCAGAUAGAUGCCUUCCGAGCUGGCUUCUCGCAGGUCUUCCCGUACUCCUCUCUUCGAGCCUUCACUCCAAAUGAGCUUGUCAUGCUUUUCGGCCAGGCCCAAGAAGAUUGGUCUAUCGAAACCUUAAUGGACUCAAUUAAGGCGGAUCACGGAUUCAAUAUGGAUAGUCGAAGCGUGCGCAACCUGCUGCAGACUAUGAGUGAGCUGGACAGUCAGGAACGUCGCGACUUCCUUCAGUUUGUCACUGGUUUCAAAAGUCUCACGCCGACCUUCACAGUGGUGUGCCGCCCAAGCGAACACCCCUACACACCCGACGAUUAUCUCCCCAGUGUGAUGACCUGCGUCAACUACUUGAAGUUGCCGGACUAUAGUGACUUGGCUGUCCUCAAACGGCGUCUCUCGGUAGCCAUCAAAGAAGGCCAGGGUGCAUUCCAUCUUUCCUAG
Messenger RNA from Penicillium bovifimosum, 5409 nucleotides. Its product is annotated as HECT-type E3 ubiquitin transferase UFD4. The coding region runs from base 1 to 5409 and encodes 1802 amino acids. Gene Ontology annotation, molecular function: ubiquitin protein ligase activity. Lineage: Eukaryota; Fungi; Ascomycota; Eurotiomycetes; Eurotiales; Aspergillaceae. The transcript is spliced from 5 exons. Gene Ontology annotation, biological process: protein polyubiquitination; proteasome-mediated ubiquitin-dependent protein catabolic process. Gene Ontology annotation, cellular component: nuclear speck. The record is from RefSeq and is a predicted model, not a curated record.